AAGAGAUUGAAAACGGUACGGUCAUCUGUUAUGGAGAGAGAGAGAGGAAAUGUGGAGAGGUGAUUGAUAGAGAUAGGAAUGUCGGGAAGAAGGAAAGGAGGAAGGCCUAAGACCAGAUGGGAAGAUGCAGCGGACUCCGUGAGCAGUUAUGUAGAGAUUGGGCCAGGUGAAGAGGUCCUUGUACAACUGCGGAAUGAACGGGACCAUCUCUUGCGAAUGGAAGAGAUAGAACAACAGCUGAAAUGUCUGGAGACAGCCUUCAGUGAGUCUUCUGCUGGUGACAUGCCGUACGUAUCAAAAUACCAGUUGAGUUCCUUACUAGAUGAAUGCAUCCGAUGUCAAAGUUUAGGAAGAAUAUCUGAAAAUAAAGCUUUGGAUGCUGGUCCUGACCCUUCCGGCUCUUCAUGUUUCCUAAGGCCUCCACCACUGACUGUCUGCAAUACUCCACGGCUGUCGGAAUCUGUUCUUUCUCAGCUUUUGGAAGAUGCAUACAACUCAGGCCUGUCUCCAGCUACUAGUAGAGCCGAGGGAGGUAGCAAAAUACUAGCUGCUGCUAUUGAGAGCGAAGACCCGAGUUACUAUUGCAACAAAGUCAUGGCUAACAUCAGCAGGUUGGCAGAGAAACAGCUGACUGCUUCAGCAGCAAGUGAUGAUAAAUCAGAGAGUGAAGUGGGGAGGUGGAUGCUGAGUAGUAAUGAAGAAUCCUACAUGACCAGGGCACUGAAGAUUAAACGAGUGAAAAAGCCAGUGUUCCUGGAUGACCCAAGCUUUGAUGAAUCCACGGACAACGAGCUCUCAACAGAAGACAACAGUCCCACCGUUCCACAGUUACAACACAGAGAUGAUGAAAAUGUUGCCGACAGUGAGCUGGAACAGAAGUAGAAGAAAUUUUGUGACUGCAUUUUAUGGGAUCCACGCAAUUUAAUGUCAAUUUAGUGUCAGAAAUUUAUGAAAUAGUCUUUAUUAAAGAAUGGCAAGUCUGGUCCAAAGAAAACAUUGUUGGUGCCAAUCACUGUGGCAUUCCGAUCUUUAGUAUUUAAGUUUCCCAGUUUAAUAUCCAUAGCUGACUGAUCCACAGACAUUGUACAAAGCAAAUUAUUUGAAAGGGGCUUGAUUUUUAUUUUAAAAGCGAAAUACUG
Carcharodon carcharias (great white shark) is the source of this 1139-nucleotide messenger RNA. RefSeq names its product fibrous sheath-interacting protein 1-like. Lineage: Eukaryota; Metazoa; Chordata; Chondrichthyes; Lamniformes; Lamnidae. The record is from RefSeq and is a predicted model, not a curated record. Bases 79 to 882 code for a protein of 267 amino acids. The transcript has 4 exons.